UUGGCCACGACCCCAAACCAAACCCACUUCACCAGUCAGGUUUUGUCGACAGUCAAUUUAUAAGUUUAAAGUGCACAUUACGGAUGGCAUCUUCACACCUUUAUUUCGUCGCUCCAUUUCGAACUCUCCGAUCAUCGCCGUCACUGCCAAAAUCUCCUCGUUUUCCUCUCCACGUUUCACGAUCAUCUCACCUCCUGACCCACAAGACGCUCGCUUUCUCGACUGUGAUUAGAGGCGCUUCGGGUUCCGGAAGAUCUAGUUGGAGAGCCAUGGCGGAGAAAGGGAAAGGAAAGGUGGUGGUUUUUGAUUCCGAGGAGGAUCUCUCGGUGUCGCUUGCUAAAUACACCGCCGAUCUAGCUGACAAGUUCUCCAAAGAGAAAGGCAGUUUUACUGUGGUUUUGUCUGGUGGCUCUCUCAUCAAGUCUCUCAGGAAACUGGUGGAAACUCCAUAUGUUGAUGCGGUGGAUUGGUCAACAUGGCAUGUUUUCUGGGUUGAUGAAAGGGUUGUUCCCAAGGAUCAUGAUGACAGUAACUAUAAGCUAGCUUUUGCUGGGUUUCUUUCGAAGGUGCCAAUUCACCCGGGUAAAGUCUAUGCUAUCAAUGACGCACUGCCUGCUGAAGGUGCAGCCGAUGACUACGAGACUUGUCUCAAGCACUUGGUUAAGAGCAACGUGAUUAGUGUCUCAGCAGCUACUGGGGUUCCGAAGUUCGAUCUCAUGCUUUUGGGGAUGGGACCAGAUGGUCAUGUGGCUUCUCUUUUUCCAGGCCACCCUCUGGUCAAGGAGAAAGAAAAGUGGGUUACCUUCAUUAAAGACUCACCAAAACCACCCCCAGAGAGAAUCACCUUCACUUUCCCGGUUAUCAACUCAUCUGCUAACAUUGCACUCGUGGUGUGCGGUGCUGGUAAAGCUGGUCCAGUCAAUGCCGCAUCAGGAAAUGGUCAGAAUUCUGAUCCACUGCCUGUUCAGAUGGUUUCACCAGAAGGGGAGUUGGUUUGGUUUUUGGACAAGGAUGCAGCUUCUAAGCUGUAAGUUGUAUGUCAUAGAUUAUCCUAGUUACUUUUAAGUUUAAGCUCCAUGGCCUGAGCAGUGGUUGUGCUAUUGGAGUUAUCUCCCAGUAUAGUUAUCGACUGCCAAAACAUGUUAUGUUAAUAAAAUGUAUUUCCCGGUCGUAUCAACUGCGAUUGAGUUAUUAGCCUUAAUGCGAUAAUUAU
Messenger RNA from Hibiscus syriacus, 1213 nucleotides. Its product is annotated as probable 6-phosphogluconolactonase 4, chloroplastic. Gene Ontology annotation, biological process: carbohydrate metabolic process; pentose-phosphate shunt. The transcript is spliced from 3 exons. Gene Ontology annotation, molecular function: 6-phosphogluconolactonase activity. The record is from RefSeq and is a predicted model, not a curated record. NCBI's taxonomy places the organism in Eukaryota, Viridiplantae, Streptophyta, Magnoliopsida, Malvales, Malvaceae. Bases 84 to 1031 code for a protein of 315 amino acids.